AUGCAGAAGCAAGAGGAGGUGCUGUCGCGCCUGCGCCCGAUAUUCGACAUAUUUUUGCGCGAGAACUUUUCCACUACCAACAAUGUUUACUUUGAGAAGCUCCUCACGCACUUGCAGGCCAAGGAGAACGCGUUUGUGCUGCAGGCCCCAUUUGUGGUGGACUGGGUGGACAGAUGCAUCACUGCGGUGACCGAGGACUUCAACAAGAUCCACCCGAAGGUUGUGUCUUUUAUGCUGAAUCUGACCAGCUAUCUGGCGAACAACGAGUGGAUGAUUGUGCGCCUGCGGGAACUGGAUAUAGUAAACAGAGCUGUUAAACUCCUGCAGGGGGAGCACAACUUCAGUCCCUCGGUAAAGCUGGGUGGCAUUCGCCUAAUGAAGUCCAUCACCGUUUACAGCAUGGGACUGGCAUUCCUGCGAAUGCACCGCAUCUGGACCCUGCUAAUCCAGUACUCCAACAACGAUCAUACCCUGUACGUGGUGCGGGAGGCCCGGCAGGUUCUCUUCAAUAUGCUGUACAAGUCCUGCGACAAGCUUCACGACAAGGCCGUCACUCUGGAGAUUCUCGCCGAGAUCAUGAAACCGAUCCACGACAAUCUGUACAAAAACUCCGACAGCGAGGAGCGCAUCCACAUCAAGGUGGACGACAACGAACUGCUGCACAAGAUCUCCGCCACCCUGGACCUGCUCUCCUACAUCCUGCAGCAGACGCUGGUGCACGAAGAGCGCACCAGUCUGAUUGCCCUGCUCAAAGAGUAUCAUGACUUCGAGAUAACCAUUUGGAAGCUUAUCGAUAUGACUCACAACCCGUACUUUAUUGAGAAGAUCUUCACCACGCUGAGCAGCUACAACUUUGCCCUGCUGAUGCACGAAAAGUUGCUGAAUCCGGAUGCCACCGAGCCCCCGGAGGAGUUCACCGAGUUCGGAUUGGCGUUCUUCAAUCUCAUGAAAUUCUUCAUCACCCGCAAAGACGGCGAGAGCUUUGUUAAGUUGGCGGAACUAAACCAUGUGUUGUGGAAAAAGCUGGGCCCUCGGGCACCCAAGGAAAUUGUCAUCCAACAAGAGCGGGUGACUUUCGAGAACCAGCUUAUUUGCUUCCACAUGCUGCCGCUGCUUUUCUCCAUGAAGUAUGCCCAGAAGAUCGCUGACGAGGAGAACAAGGUGGAGCUUUUCGACGCCUAUGUCGUGAAGUUGCUGGAGAUCUCCUGCGAACAGACCCUGCGACUUUGUUACACCAUGCGGGAUACCUUCUUUACGGCGGACGGUAUGGCAGUGGGUCUUGUGACGGCCGGGCUGGCCAACAAAUGCAUUCACAGCCUGCUGGCCCUGGAGAAUGUUCUCGACCGGGAGCAGGCGGUUACUGUGUGCCAGGCUCUGCUCUACGUACUCCGCGAAGCAGUGGCCCUGAGUGUCAUUACGAACAACGCCCAGGAUGACUGCCACAGCGUGAGCAGCGCGGGCAGCUCGUACCUGGAAAUGUAUCCGCGCGGCACCGAGCAGGUUGUUAACGAUCCAAAGGUUCUACACUCAGUCAUGGUGGGUCUGCGCACCCUUAUCGAACGCUUCAAGAUCACGUGGAAGGAGUCGGUGGAGACUAUUGGCCUCGUCAAUUGUCUGGCUUUUGUCCUGGAAAACACAAACAUGGAUGCUAGGUGCACUGUCCAGGCGCUGAAGCUCGUCCAGCUGGCUGUGGAGCACUUCCUUUCUCCAAACAUGGCUCUGUUAGUGGACAACUUGCAGGGCUCCGCGUUGGUCUGCCUGGGUCCCAUUAUCGUAAAGCGAAUGCACGACACGAUGUGGGAGGUGCGUGACACAACGUUGGAGCUCACCACCUCUAUAGCUAAUAUCUCGCGCAUCAAGUUUCCCGCCUUUCAACGGUUUCUAAUCGACUCAAAGAUACCGCCUAUAGUAUACGAAAUGGCUAAGAAUGAUUCGGAAGUCUACGUCAGAGCCUCUGCUUUCAAAUGUCUAUCACAAAUGGUCUCCAUAAACCUGUUGUGGGAAAAUGGACUUAGCCAACUCGAUCUAGUGGACCAUCUUCUGUAUGUGAUGUACCGUGAGAACGAUGAUAUUGUGCGAGCCGAGGCCGUCAUCACUCUGAUGAAAAUCUACGAACACCGCAAAAUCCACGAGAAGUAUAAGAACACGCUCUUCUCAACCCUCAACUACUGUGUAGUCGGGGAUCAUCACACGGAGGUGAAGCUAAAUGCGCUGAAUUUCUGGCGACGAGAGUUCUACCGUCAGUUCAGCAACCAGGGUAUGAUCGAUGGCUCUUUUCCCACAGUGACCUUCUCAAAGGAGCAGAAAAAGAUCGUCACACUGACGGAGAAAGAGAUCCAGACUAGCAUUGCCAAAGUAUUUGGCGGUGUCCAGCAGUACGGAUAUUUUGGCAUCCUACUCAAGUGUUUGCGGGAGGAGACUUCAAUGGAAGUGCUAGAGUUCCUCAUUAAGGGUGUCAAGAUAAUGACGGAAAAGUUCGAGCGCUACAAGGGCAUAAUGGACGAGAUCGAGAUGAGGUCGCCGCUUUUAGACAGCGAUCGUCCGACAUUCAGUUUCCCUUCUGAAGCCCAGCCAACUCCAAUUCCACAAUCACCAGUCAAUCCCACCGAAGCGGACGAAGUCAUCGAGUCCAUUCUGAACUCGCAAGAUUCCCAGCUUUUGGAGAAGGCGUUUGAGACCCAGAUGCAGAUAAACGACGAGGCGGAAACGGCGGAGAAGCGACACAUCGAUGAGUUCUACUACAAGCAGUUUGCGGUGCCGUUGCGACAGUUCUUCGAGGAACUGAAGUCCAUCGACCUGGACCAGUUGGUCAAGCAACAUCAGGAGUGGUUCGAGUGCAAGGAGAAUUUCACCUCCCUGCUGGAUGACAUCCUCGGUGCGUUAAAGCGCGACGAUGAGAACAUGAUUUCGGACUGUUACUAGUUCCGGGCUAAGCCGAUUGCAAGUCAAACCCCCUCUGUGAAGUAAGCUUAAAGUGUUUUUCCUUGAAAUAGAAAAUAUUUUUGAUAACUAUGUUAGUGUUGCACAUGAAAUGAGAUUUUAUUCCGCUGCCGCAGUCGAAAAAUAAAGAAAAUG
Drosophila suzukii is the source of this 3075-nucleotide messenger RNA. RefSeq lists its product as uncharacterized. Gene Ontology annotation, cellular component: nucleus. NCBI's taxonomy places the organism in Eukaryota, Metazoa, Arthropoda, Insecta, Diptera, Drosophilidae. The record is from RefSeq and is a predicted model, not a curated record. Gene Ontology annotation, biological process: DNA damage response; positive regulation of protein phosphorylation; cell population proliferation.